AUAUUGAAUGAAGAUGGACAGACUACCAGUACACGGGAGAAGAUACUAACAAUAACCGUAGGAAGAGGCUGGAGAGAGGGUACAAAGGUCAGGUUCACUAAAGAAGGAGACCAGGGACCCAACAGGAUACCUUGUGAUAUAGUGUUUGUGAUUAAGGACUUACCUCAUUCCCAGUAUCAUAGAGAAGGGAAUAACCUCAUAUACCAACCACUCAUUAGUCUAGUAACAGCAUUAACAGGAGGAGCAGUGGAACUACUGACACUGGACAAUAGACUCAUAACAGUACCAAUAACUGAUGUGAUAUAUCCUGGUAGAGAGAUAAGGGUUGUGGGAGAGGGUAUGCCCCUGGUUGAUGAUCCUAAUGAGAGAGGAGACCUCAUUAUUAGGUUCAAUGUCUCCUUCCCUGCAGUACUCAACCCUCAGCAAAAACAACUCAUUAAACAAGCACUUGUUGUUAACAUUUAAAAAUACAUUUACUUAAUGAUACUUUUAAAGAUUAAUAAGUAAUGCACAACACUCUAUAAUG
Molecule: messenger RNA, 526 nt
Organism: Amphimedon queenslandica
Lineage: Eukaryota; Metazoa; Porifera; Demospongiae; Haplosclerida; Niphatidae
Product: dnaJ homolog subfamily B member 13-like
Exons: 3
Cellular component (GO): cytosol
Molecular function (GO): protein-folding chaperone binding
Source: RefSeq, a predicted model, not a curated record